Messenger RNA from Solanum verrucosum, 936 nucleotides. RefSeq lists its product as uncharacterized. The record is from RefSeq and is a predicted model, not a curated record. The transcript has a single exon. The coding region runs from base 1 to 936 and encodes 311 amino acids. Lineage: Eukaryota; Viridiplantae; Streptophyta; Magnoliopsida; Solanales; Solanaceae.
AUGUCUUCUUCUACAGAAAAUGGUAAUGGUAUCCCCUUAUGGAGAGAGAUCCUAAAAUUAUCUACUCUGAUAAACAAAGCUAAAUCAGAACAUUUUGAUGUCCUUACAAUCUUCUUUCUCUUGCCCUUUCUUUUCACUCCCACCGUAUAUCCUUCUUUCCACCUCGCUCUCGACUAUCAUUUCAACAACAAACUUAUUCAGUUCGAAAUUUCCCUCUCCAAUUUUGAAAUUAUCGCACUCAUAAUAUGCACUCUCUAUUUUACCCUGUUUUUCCUCUGUGCCGUAGCCACAUUUACAUACAGCGCCGUUCAAGCAUCCUAUCGUACACCCAUCAACCUUGUUUCGUCUAUUAAAUCUAUUAGAAAUUCCUUUUUCCCUCUUCUCUCCACUUUUAUCGUUUCUCAUACCAUUCUCAUUUCAAUCACUCUCAUUUUCGCGUUAGUUUUAGCCCUCAUAUCCCGACUAAUUCAACUCAAAUACUAUCUAAAUCACUUGACUAUUUUCGCGUUAAUUGUACUCGUACCAAUUCUGGUUUGGCUACAGGUGAACUGGUCAUUAGCUUAUGUGGUAGCAGUGGUUGAAUCAAAACAGGGCUGCGAGACACUAAGGAGAAGCGCGUAUUUAGUGAAGGGGGUGGGGGUGAGAUCAAUUGCUUUAUCGAUGGUGCUAUUUUACAGGCUUGUGGUGGGAGGAAUGGUGGUUGGUGGUUCAAUGCUUUUUUUCAUAAUGUGUACAUCUGAUCAGUGGAUCAUCUCAGCGGUGAUAUUGCCCAUAUUAGUGAUUUCAGUAGUGAUAUCAUAUAAGACCAUGAAUCAGUAUCUAGUCGGAAACGCUGUCUUGUAUAUGUAUUGCAACGACUUCAAUGGCGAAAAAUUUCCCUUGGAGAUUGGAGACAACGAAUGUAGCGAUGAGCAUCAAUCUCUCAACACGGUGUGA